AUGGCUGCAGGAAACAUCUUCCUGUCUGGCGCAAUACUUUUCAGUGGGGCUAGUGCAACCAAGGUUCUCCGGUUACUCGAGUCAAUUAAUGUUCAGGUGAUCUCGAAGGUAGCAUACAACACCUACCAGAGAGGGUGCCUACUCCCUGCCGUGACACAGGUCUCGACUACAGAAAGAGAAUGCCUGCUCUCGUCACUUCAAGACAGGAACGUGGACCUUUUGGGUGAUGGCAGGUGUGACUCCCCUGGGCACUCUGCUAAGUACCUCACAUACAGCUUUAUGGAUGCAGCAUCACAGAAGAUCAUCAACUCUGUGCAAAUUCAGGUCGGGGAGUCAGAAGAUAUUAGAUCCAGCAGCCACAUGGAAAAGGCCGGGUUCAUAAGGUGCCUGGACGAAGUGAAGUGCAAGGGCAUUACAGUUGCAUCUAUCACUACUGAUCGCCAUCCUGCUGUCCGAAAGCACAUGCGUGAGAAUGAGCCAACCAUUGUCCAUGGAUUUGACAUCUGGCAUGUUGUAAAAGGGAUGAAGAAAAAGCUUGAAGCUGCAGCCAAUUCCCGUGCAUGUGGUGCCCUAAAACCAUGGGUGCAGCAUAUUUGUAACCACCUUUACUGGUGUAGUGGCAACUCUGAGGGGAAUACAGAGUUUCUGCUUAGCAUGUGGAGAAGUUUGACCCGGCAUGUUAUCAACAUCCAUGACAGCCAUGACGGACCAUACAACCGUUGCCUCCACGGUGACCUUGGCGACCAGAGACCCUGGCUGCAGCCUGGCACUGUUGUUUACAUAAAACUGUGCAAGACAGUGUUAGACAAAAAGCUACUGAAGGAUAUUGAACAGCUCUCUACAGUGGGGCAAACAUCAGGCCUUGAAUCCUUCCACUCCUUGCUUCUGAAAUUUGCUCCCAAAUCAACGGCAUACACUCCAAAAGUUAUGCGUGCAAGGACGCAAAUCGCUAUCCUGCAUUUUAAUGAAAAUGCUGACCGCCCACUUGCACGUCGAAAGGAUGGUGGCCUGAUGUACAGGAGAAAGCUAGUUAAGACGAAAAAGGACACGGAAGUAGUUUCUACCAUGAAGACAAAAGCAACACAUAAGUAUGUAGACCAUCUUUUGAGGGAAGCAGUGACAACUUGCCAAGAUGUGAGCUACAGUGAAAUGGUAGCAGCCUGCAAAAGCCCUGAGCCUGCACCAAUGACUGCACAGUACGAACGGCAACCAAAGGAGGUCCUGAUAGCUAGAAGAAUGCUGCGGUUCCCAACAGAGUGA
This is a messenger RNA of Ornithodoros turicata, 1260 nucleotides long. RefSeq lists its product as uncharacterized. NCBI's taxonomy places the organism in Eukaryota, Metazoa, Arthropoda, Arachnida, Ixodida, Argasidae. The transcript has 9 exons. The record is from RefSeq and is a predicted model, not a curated record. The coding region runs from base 1 to 1260 and encodes 419 amino acids.